GGAAAAUAUGUUUGUGAGCAUUCAUACGUGUAUGUAAACAGGUGCUAAACCAGCUGGUAAAGACAUGAUUGGAACACUUGAAGAAAACAAGAAUAACUGGUCUAUAGUGGACAGUGAAUUUAGCCAGCUGUCUGUGUUGAUAUGGAUGGCUCCAUGAGAGCAGUAUCACUCCUGGAACUACAAAGGACUACCAGAAACCUGUAUAUACUGAGAGCAGAAUGAUGGAUGAUGAGGUCGCAGUGUCAGAGGCUCCAGCAGAGGCUGAUGAGGAAGCCCUGCCCUCUAGAGACAGUCGCAAAUUGGACUGCAUUAUCUGUUAUAGCGCCUACAACCUUGCAGAGAGGCUCCCACGAAAGCUCUACUGUGGCCAUACGUUCUGUCAGGCCUGCCUGCGGCGACUGGAUACGGCCAUUAAUGAACAGUUGUGGAUUCCUUGUCCACAGUGCCGGCAGAAUACCCCUCUGCCUCGUGGGGGUGCCAUUGGCCUGGACCUGGAUCUGGUUGCUUUCUUGGGCGUCAAAGCCGAGGCAGAGAACCAACGAAGCAGCCCUCAGAAAACUCAACUAGAGACCAAGUCUUCGUUUGUUAAACAGCCAAUCACAGAUCAGCCUCCUUCUGCCUGGGCCAAUGUUGCUUUGGCAGAGCCCCGUUUCCAUAGGAGUCCUUGCUGUAUGCGGUGUGUGCUCUGCUGCUGGUGGUGGUGUUAGAUCCGAUAAUACAUAUACACUAUACUUACAAAAGUAUUCGCUCGUCAGCCUUCACACAUAUAUGAAAUUGAGUGAUAUCCCAUUCUUAAUCCAUAAGGUUUAAUAUGAUGUCGGCCCACCACUUGCAGCUAUAAUAGCUUCAACUCUUCUGGGAAGGCUCUUCACAAGUUUUAGGAAUGUGUUUAUGGAAAUUUUAGCCGUUCUUCCUGAAGACUUGUGAGGUCAGGCACUAAGGCACGUUUACACAGCAGGCAAAAGUGGC
This is a messenger RNA of Pygocentrus nattereri (red-bellied piranha), 969 nucleotides long. RefSeq lists its product as uncharacterized. Bases 219 to 707 code for a protein of 162 amino acids. The record is from RefSeq and is a predicted model, not a curated record. NCBI's taxonomy places the organism in Eukaryota, Metazoa, Chordata, Actinopteri, Characiformes, Serrasalmidae. The transcript has 3 exons.